AUGGAUGUGACCUUGUUUUCGAAUGAGAGCAACCUGACAAUAAGCAGUCACCGGAACAACGCUGAUGAGGAUUACUCUGACGACGCAAAUAUCACUGCUAUUAAAACACAUACUAGAUCAUUAAACGUCCCACUGUUUGUACUGGGUUCGCUAUUUACAGCCGUAGGCAAUGGUCUUGUGAUUACCGUUAUAGCAAAGAUUCACCGACUGAGAACAGCAGCAAACAUGACGAUCGCUAAUCUGGCCUGUUGUGACUUCGCACUCGGCAGUACACUCUGGACAGGAGUCCUACGCCGUGACACGAUGCCGCGGUGCGCCGUGUUUACGGGCUUUGCAAUGACGCUUUUUCAGCUGUCGUUGAUGGAUAUUGCACUCUGUACGAUCAACAGAUACGUGGCCAUCGUGUAUCCGUUACGCUACAACCAGCUGAUGAAUCCUGCUCGCACUGGUGUUCUCAUAACUUUAUCGACGACGUACGCGAUUGUGAUUGGAAUCGCAGCAGCCAUCCAAGUAUCAUAUCGCUGGGAGCCGCCUUCAAUCUGCAUCGUUGACCUAGAACUUUCGCCUGGAUUCGCUUAUGUAUUUUCCAGUCAUUAUAUUAUUCUGUUUAUCUUUAUGACUUACUGCUACGUCGUCAUCGCAAGGAUUGUCUGGGACCACACACGAAGGAUGGCCGCAGCAUCAGAUGAGGAGCGAGAGAACAUGUCCGCUUUCCACGCUACCCUGAAGAUGUCUAAGAUCCUACUUACAGUUGGCGGCACUUCGUUUACUCUGCUUACACCGCACGUUCUUCACUUCAUCUUAAUCCACAGCUUUCCGUUUCGACUUCGAACACUUCGCUUCAUUCGAUUAAAUGCCAUCGUACUUAAUUCACUAAUGAAUCCAAUCAUCUACUUCUACAAGUACAAAGAUUUUCGUCUAGCAGUGAGGGAACUAUUUGGUUGUGCCACAUCCACUGUUAACCCAUCUCAGCCGAACGUGGAGCAAGACCCUUAG
Priapulus caudatus is the source of this 996-nucleotide messenger RNA. Its product is annotated as melanocortin receptor 5-like. Gene Ontology annotation, biological process: G protein-coupled receptor signaling pathway. Lineage: Eukaryota; Metazoa; Priapulida; Priapulimorpha; Priapulimorphida; Priapulidae. Gene Ontology annotation, molecular function: G protein-coupled receptor activity. The record is from RefSeq and is a predicted model, not a curated record. The transcript has a single exon. Gene Ontology annotation, cellular component: membrane. The coding region runs from base 1 to 996 and encodes 331 amino acids.